GGGAGGAUGCAGUGUGUGAAACUGCCCAUCAGUGUGACAGUGGAGAUCAAUCUGCUGCUGGUGGCAGUGACAGCACUUGCGCUCGUGACCAGACUAAAUGGCAUCCACUUUCCUAAAGCUGUAGUGUUUGAUGAAGUUUAUUAUGGACAGUUCCUGUCUCUGUACAUGAAGCAAGUGUUUUUUAUUGAUGAGAGUGGUCCACCUUUUGGCCACAUGAUACUUGCUUUUGGAGCAUAUUUAGGAGGAUUUGAUGGCAACUUUGUUUGGAACAGAAUUGGAGCAGAAUAUACCAGUAAUGUUCCUGUUUGGAGCCUUCGGAUAAUACCGGCCCUUGCUGGAUCCUUUUGUAUACCACUUGCUUAUCUCCUGGUGGUGGAGCUGGGAUAUUCCCACUUCUCAGCAUUGGGGGGCAGUGCGCUGCUCCUCAUGGAAAAUUCCAUGAUUGUGCAAUCACGCUUCAUGCUGCUGGAGUCUGUUUUAAUCUUUUUCCUACUGUUAGCUGUACUGUCUUACCUCCGCUUCCACAAAGCACGCAAUUCAUCUUUUAGGUGGUUUUGGCUCGUGAUCUGUGGGGUCAGUUGUGCAUAUGGAAUUGGGGUUAAGUACAUGGGUAUAUUCACAUACUUGUUACUGCUAGGCCUGGCAGCUGUACACACCUGGCAACUUAUUGGAGAUCGAACCUUAAGCCAUGGCAAAGUAGUGGUCCAGGUUUUGGUUCGCUUCCUGGCCCUUGUGGUGUUACCCAUCAUCAUGUACCUUGGAUUUUUCUACGUCCAUCUUACACUGCUGUAUCGCAGUGGACCACAUGACCAGAUGAUGAGCAGUGCUUUUCAAGCAAGUCUAGAGGGCGGUCUAGCCCGGAUCACUCGGGGGCAGCCCUUGGAUGUAGCGUUCGGCUCGCAGGUCACUCUCCGCACCGUGUCCAGUAAACCUGUUCCAUGUUGGCUUCACUCCCACAAGGUUAACUAUCCAAUCAGGUAUGAAAACGGCCGCGGUAGCUCCCACCAGCAGCAGGUGACCUGCUAUCCUUUCAAAGACGUCAACAACUGGUGGAUUAUUAAAGACCCUGGGCGGCAGAGUCUUGUGGUUAGCAGCCCACCCAGACCUGUCAGACAUGGCGAUAUUAUUCAGCUGCUACAUGGAAUGACAUCUCGCUACCUAAACACACAUGAUGUUGCAGCCCCCAUGAGUCCUCACUCACAGGAAGUGUCUGGAUACAUUGACUUUAAUGUGUCUAUGCCGGCUCAAAAUCUAUGGAGAGUGGACGUAGUGAACAGGGAGUCCGAUAGAGAGAUCUGGAAGACGAUUUUAUCAGAGGUGCGACUAGUCCAUGUGAACACUUCUGCUGUUCUGAAGCUCAGUGGAGCGUCUCUGCCAGAGUGGGGUUUCAAACAGCUGGAGGUGGUUGGGGAUAAGAUUCAUAAAGGUUACCAUCAGAGUGGCAUGUGGAACGUGGAGGAGCACCGCUAUGGCAGAAGUCAGGAACAGAAGGAAAGGGAGUUGGAGCUGAAGUCACCUACUCACGGCGACGUCCACAGAAACCUCACUUUUAUGGCCAAAUUUCUUGAGCUGCAGUGGAAGAUGCUGACAGUAAAGAAUGAAGACUCCGAGCACAAAUAUAGUUCAUCACCUCUUGAAUGGAUCUCAAUGGACACUAACAUUGCAUACUGGCUUCAUCCUUCAAGUAAUGCACAAAUUCAAUUGAUAGGGAAUUUUGUGACUUGGACCAUUGCAAACCUUGUGCUGGUGGUGUACUGUCUUCUGUUUUUAACCUACUUGCUAAGGCGACAGAGGAAAGUUGAAGACAUUCCUCAAGACGCUUGGGAACAGCUGGUUUUGGCUGGUGUUGUUUGCUUUGGAGGCUGGGCAGUUAAUUACCUGCCAUUCUUCCUAAUGGAGAAGACUCUGUUUCUGUAUCACUAUCUUCCAGCGCUCACCUUCAAGAUCUUGCAGAUACCGAUUGUCAUAGAGCACCUGUACAUCCAUGUACUGAGAUCCCCAGCUCAACAGAAAGCAUUUGGUGGUGUUAUUUUGGCAGUCCUUUGUUCAGUAUAUGUGUCCUACCGCAACUUGAGUCCUCUCACCUACGGCCGGCCAGCGUUAAUGUCAGACGAGCUUGCUGCACUACGUUGGAGAGAAAGUUGGGAUAUUCUCCUGCGAAAACGCUAAAAAUGUUUCCUAAAGAACAGCAGCUUCCAU
Molecule: messenger RNA, 2199 nt
Organism: Rhinichthys klamathensis goyatoka
Lineage: Eukaryota; Metazoa; Chordata; Actinopteri; Cypriniformes; Leuciscidae
Gene: pomt1
Product: protein-O-mannosyltransferase 1
Exons: 19
Coding region: 7-2169 (720 amino acids)
Biological process (GO): protein O-linked glycosylation via mannose
Cellular component (GO): endoplasmic reticulum; membrane
Molecular function (GO): dolichyl-phosphate-mannose-protein mannosyltransferase activity
Source: RefSeq, a predicted model, not a curated record